Molecule: messenger RNA, 1827 nt
Organism: Meleagris gallopavo (turkey)
Lineage: Eukaryota; Metazoa; Chordata; Aves; Galliformes; Phasianidae
Gene: BRICD5
Product: BRICHOS domain containing 5
Source: RefSeq, a predicted model, not a curated record
UGGAAGCUCUUUUCUUGUGAGGUAUUUCCCAUCACAGAAAUAUGUUUGCAUGAGCGCAGCUCAUAGGAUGGUGUCUGCAGCUCAGGUCUGGGAUCAGGACAAGUAAAGAAUCAUAUAUGGAGCACAAAUGUGUGUGCAGCCAAGGCUUGCAGUGCACCAGUCUGCAGGAUAAACAGUUGGCUUCAGCCCAUGGGGAUCUGGCAGCACAGAGUUCAUGCUGAAAUGUAGAAAUAACUGAUGACAAGGGCAGGCUGCCACUUUUCUCUAUUCAUUUUAUCUCUUAAUGAGACUCACCCAGUCCUGCUACUGGGGACUGCCAGCAGGGAGGCCCUGCACAAAGCCCUCAAUUAUAUUCCACCUGCGUGCCUCCAGCUGGCUCACAAGGUGAACAGGAAGAGUGCUUCUCUACCACUGACAGUAUCCCUCUGCACCCCUGGCUGUCCCCCCUCCUUCCUCCUCUCCCCUGGCUGCAGCUCUAAGGUUUCACCCUCCUUGCAGGUCCGAGCUGAGGAGCAUCUGGCUGGAACUCCUUUGGCCACAAGGCGCAUUCACGUUUUGCAGGUGUGUGCUUAGAUUUCCUGAGCACGUUCGGAGCUCAAGAUCAUGCCCAGUCUGUGCAUCAGCAGGACGCAGAGCUGCAGGAGCAAGGUCGUCAUCUGAAGUGGAGGAUGGAGGGUGGGAACAGCCCCAGCGACGCUGUCUCUGCAGGCAGGAGGCUUGCAGCACGAUUCACAAACCCCCCCAGGACAUUCUGGAUCAUCUUGUCCAUCGCAUUGCUUUUUGCAGCUGUUGGCAUCAGCAUUGGGGGGAUUCUUGGCUUCUCCCACGGCUCUGCCCAGGCUGGACCACAGCUCAGCCGGAUCACACUGCAUGGAGAGCAGGACGUGCCAAGGAACCAAACAGCCACAGUUGACGUGUCCAGGAGCACUGUCACCUAUUACAUCACCUCACAGAGUAACCGCAGUGCCAUUGUGCUGUACGACAGCCAGCAUGGCUAUGUGUGCUACAGACUUGCAGAGCAGCAUGCCUGCUACCUGCGCACAAUGGACCCUGAGGACCGUGAAACCGCACAGGUGAUGCUGAGUGCAGCUGAGCAGAGGGGUGACACAUUGCUACUCCGGAAUAACCAGACCAAGUACUACAGGGAGUUCUUGGGCAUUGUGGCAGGGGAACAAGUGGACCCCAAUGGCCUGGGUGAGGCCAUCCAAGCCCUCUGUGAGCAGAAGUACAUCUUCUGGGUCCAGAGAGCAGAUGGUCCAGGGAAGCAGCGGUUGAUCUACCUUUGCAUUGACAUAUGUUUUCCAAGCAAUAUUUGUGUGUCUAUCUGCUUCUAUUACCUUCCUGAUUAAGUCCUGCAGCCACAGAUGCCCUCUCACUGCUCUACAUACUUGAACUGUAUUCCUGACAAGCCUCUGAUUUCAGCAAGGAAAGUAACAUCUACAACACUGCCUAAAGCCUUCCUACUGACUUCAUGCUGCAGUUCAGGACAAUUUAGGUAACAUAACUCUGCUCAGUGCUGUUGGUACAGACACUUUAUUUGCAGCUGCAGUCCAGGGCUGCAUCUUGUACGUAGGCAGUAGAUGUAGACAGAGGAACCACACGGAGUAGCUUGUGUUUUGUGGCCACGUGCCCUGUUCAAUACUGGGCUGUUAUACUUGCUGGGGGUGGUGGUUUAAGAGAGCAGAUCUCCAAGAAAGUCUGUGAAAUACAUAUUUGAAUAAAGGGACUGCAAAACAAGAAAGCAGCUGCCUUUCCUCUUUCUGUUCAGCCCAUUCCAUCAUUUAGAAAGGUUGAUUUUUUCCACUUUGGGAAAAGAAAAAAAAAAUA